AUGUCACCACCUCAUCCUCUGCCGGCUCACCAUCAACAACAACACUCCAGUUCCCUUCUUUACAACAACAACUUGUCACCGCAAACACUACAUCCGAGAGACAAUCAUAACGAUCAUACGUAUGAAGAGAGUACAAGUAGCUCUGGUACGACGACCACGACCACCACAGCACCCAUGAUGAACAGCAGUAACAUUGUCAAACAUCAUCAUACAAAGAAUAGUCAUUCCUCUUUUCAUUCAUCCUCCACCACGUCAUCACAGAAUUCAUUGCUAAAUCGAUGCUUAUCCUUCUCCACUCGAAUGCUCAUUUUAAUAUUUUUCAUUGGGUUUUUAUUUGCCAUGUAUUCCAUGUUACGAUUUCAUGGUAAAGUAAUAUCAAAUAAGGCAGAUACAUCUGUGAGAAAUGAAUUUAUUACAAAACCAGUGAUUGAAAGAGUAUUUAAUGGAAAGAUUGAUUAUUCAGAAGAUUCUGAGGAUGAAAAGAAUGAUGGUCCUCCCAUGAGUGGUGAAGCGAUAAAUUUUGCUUCAAAACUCAUUGGAGCUGUUGUCACUCACAAGGAUGGGUUUACAAGUGUUGUUUCCAAUGGUGGUGGUAGUGAUGGUAGUGAUGGCCGUGAUGGUUCUAACACUCAUGGAGGUGUUGUUAGUGAUGGUUCUAACACUUCAGUGGAUCAAGAAGAUGAUAUAGAAACAGGAACUAUGUUCAAUCUUGUUUGUAAUGUGAACAAGUUACAACCAGCGACUGUUGGUUCAAAAGAUCAAUUAUCGAAUAAGAACUCUCUUGCAAGCUCUAAAUGUGUGGAUUGCAACAAAAUUCAAGAAUUGAAAGGAAUCAAAACAAGUAUUUGCAAACCAUCGAGUAGUGGAACGAGUUUCUUAAAAUGCAUUCAAUACGAUGCUUUUACGAAAUUAUGUCAAGCUAAUAAUUUAAUUAUUAAUUUAUCUAAAAUUAGAAAAGUGAGCUGUUUAAGAUAUAGAAAUGAGAAUUGUGCCUAUUCCAAUUCCAAUUCAUAUUAUUCAUAUGAUUCUAAAGCCUAUUUAUUAGAUUGUGAUUUUGACUAUUCCAAAUUUACCAUCUCUUCACAUUCUAAAGAUUUCCAAAAAGAUAUUUUUGCAUCCUUUUCAAAAGAUACAAAUCCUGAAGAAACCGAAAGUAGAAGUGACAUUGUCAAACGAGAAAACGAAGUCUCUAUUUUAGUUUUCAGAGAAAAUGGUCCUCGAAACGAAAUUGAAAAUAUUUUCUAUGUGAUGAGUGAAUUAUAUAACACGUAUUUAUUGACAGAGGUUUUUGAUUUAAAUUGGAAACAUCUGGAUAUUGUAUUUAUGGAUGAUCACAAACCAUCCAAGUUUGAUAUAUUAUGGAAAUCACUUUUUAAGAGUGUGAAUUCCAUGAGCAAUAUUUAUAAGGAAAUGAAUCAAGUUGUAAGAUUCAAACAUGUGAUCUUUCAACCAAGUGUUUAUGCUUCACCAUUGGUUUUAGCAUCAAAAUCGACGAUUGAGCAAAACGAACAUUGUAACAUGAAAGCUUUGAUCAAUAAUUUUGCUUCCAUAUUGCUACAAACGUUCAAGAUUGAAAAGCACGCUAAAAGAACCUCCGAAAAGCCUCUUGUUAUUCUAGCGUUGGACGAUGAGGAUGUUAAGAACACUCUCUCUAAACGAACUGGUAUUGAACUGGCGCUACAGUUUGCCUCCUUAACCAUCAAAGAACAAUUACAACUCGCUACUCAAAGCUCCUUGUUGAUCGGUCAAGGUGACAAAUUGAUAUUGUCUCUCUUUCUUCCUUCCACCUCUGCAGUCAUUGAAAUUCAACAACAAACAUCAUCGUAUGGAGAUGCUUUUCACAGCAUUGCAGAAUGGAAAGGACUCAAAUUUUCAAGGAUUGACAAGUCCAAAGUGUUAGCUGAAUUCGAAAAAUUGUUUCCUGAUCGAUAA
Messenger RNA from Naegleria lovaniensis, 1932 nucleotides. RefSeq lists its product as uncharacterized. Lineage: Eukaryota; Heterolobosea; Eutetramitea; Acrasida; Naegleriidae. The record is from RefSeq and is a predicted model, not a curated record. The coding region runs from base 1 to 1932 and encodes 643 amino acids. The transcript has a single exon.